Messenger RNA from Pelagomonas calceolata, 1107 nucleotides. The record is from the annotation of a GenBank genome assembly. NCBI's taxonomy places the organism in Eukaryota, Pelagophyceae, Pelagomonadales, Pelagomonadaceae.
AGUCAUCAUGAGGUGAUGGCGUACGAUCACCUCUUAAAGGUCUUGCUGAUCGGCGACGCGGGGGUCGGCAAGAGCUCGCUACUCCUGCGCUAUACAGAAGACAAAUUCGACGAGGCGCUCGGGUCCACGAUCGGCGUAGACUUCAAGGUAAAGACGGUCGAGGCUGACGGGAAACGCGUGAAACUGACACUCUGGGAUACGGCGGGCCAGGAGCGUUUCCGAACGCUGACGUCGUCGUACUAUCGCGGUGCGCAGGGUGUCGUUCUCGUGUACGACGUGACCCGGCGCGCGACAUUCGAUGAUCUCCAACGAUGGCUGGAGGAGGUCGACGCGUACGCGCCCGGUGGCGGCGAAGAGGUUGUGAAACUGCUCGUCGGCAACAAGAUCGACCGCGACGUCGUUGUCCCGCGCACCGAGGCCGCAGCCUGGGCCCGCCGCCGGGGCAUGCUCUUCGUCGAAACGUCAGCCAAAGCUGCGGUUGGUGUCACCCAGGCUUUCUGCGAGGUUGUUAACAAGAUCCUCGAAAACCCCGUUCUUGUCGCAGCCACGAUGCCGGGCAGGAAGCGGGCUGGCCUCGCGGGUGCCAGACAGCCUACGGCGCCGGCUGCAUGUUGCUGAGAAUGUCAAGGACUCAUCUCAGAGGUCAACUGUUUGUUGAUCGACCAACAUGAAUCUUUCGUGAGGCAAUGGCGACCUACGACCGUUUACGACGGGCCACCAGCAUCAAUCAUGAUGUCACGAUGAUGUCUAUCGGUAUCUUGAGACUCGGAGUGAACUCGACCGUUGCGCUUGUCCGCCGUCGAACCGAGCACUGCCCCGCCGAAAAGUGCAGUAGCAAGUGGUACGCACAUGACGGAGACGACACUUGGCCCUGCUGAAGCAAUUCACUAUAGAGUAAAGCUAGAGCUGCCUUUGAACCUGGCCACGCAAAAACAAGCUCCCCCAGUGACCCCCACGGUGCCACAGGAGCAGGGUAGAAAUCGAGAUCUGAACUUCAAGUUAACUUUUAACUUUUCCGGCGGCCUGAUCAGUGACUCCGAAACCAAAAGUCCGACUCGGGGUCCUGUGACAUUCAACUUAAAGUCGAAGUAGAAGGGAGGAGGGGGU